Fimicolochytrium jonesii is the source of this 4062-nucleotide messenger RNA. RefSeq lists its product as uncharacterized. Lineage: Eukaryota; Fungi; Chytridiomycota; Chytridiomycetes; Spizellomycetales; Powellomycetaceae. The transcript has 2 exons. Gene Ontology annotation, cellular component: cytoplasm; CCR4-NOT complex; nucleus. Gene Ontology annotation, molecular function: poly(A)-specific ribonuclease activity. The coding region runs from base 285 to 3797 and encodes 1170 amino acids. The record is from RefSeq and is a predicted model, not a curated record. Gene Ontology annotation, biological process: nuclear-transcribed mRNA poly(A) tail shortening.
ACCCCGACUGCUGCCAUCGUCAGUACGCUACUUCCACAGAAGCGCUCACACCGCUGGGCAUACAUCGACGGUCAUACUUGAUGUGGGUGUAAACUGCGGACUGGAAACCGCUUGCUCCCUUGCUGGGCAACCUCAACUGGGUCUCGUGCUCGGCGGUGCUGUCAAAAGACGCGCUCGCUACACUCUGUCCCUUCAUCCGACUCCGCUUGACUACGAUCAUUUGCCUUGGCUACGGUUAUCGCAAGCACCGACACCGCUAGCGUCUCUUUCUGGUUCGAUCGAAAAUGUCGGGACGUUCGGUAGCUUCCGAUGGCAGCGUGUCCCUUUACCAAUCUAGGCACAUGCCAAUGGCAACGGCAGCUCGAGGCACGGCGCUCCUAUGGGUCGUUCUAGAUCUAGGCCUCACUUGGAGCUCUCUGGUCAUAAGCACGGCCAUCCUUACCUUCAUCAACACUUCGUUGAAGCCGCUGAUCGCCGUCCUCGCCGGGUUGUCAUGUCUUUCAGCUUUGGCGUCGGUUAGGCGAUUCAUGCUCUGCCACCAGAUGCAUCCGACGCGCUUGACUGCUCGGAAUGUGGAGUGUGGGUAUGGAGGAGCGUCGGUAUCUGCCAGGUUGACGGAAUCGCUGCCAGCGGGUUAUGGCACAAGCGGAGCGGCAUCGGCCUCCACCGGCAUGUCAUCUGCGAAUAUGAUUCCCUCCGUUCCUGUCGGGAUGCCAUUCGACCCGCAGACUGCGAACAAGCCGUUGAUCACUGAACGUAAAGACAGCGGAUAUCAUGAGCUGCUUUUCGACACAAUGGACAGCGGUGACCAUCGAUAUGCUGGAGUUGACGAGGAUGAGCUGCGUUCCGAGACAUUGCAGAUCGUCGUGCAUGGCCGGACGUAUGGCGCGCUUGACACCAGGCAUCACUGCGGGGGAACUGCUCCAAGCUCUACCAAUGCAGAGGACUUCUAUGGGGAGCAUCUUUCGCCUGCAGCCGUGUUCGAUGCCAUGGCGACCCAAAGCACAUAUCGUUAUCCGUCGAGUCUCGCGCAGGAACAUAUCGUUGACAUGAUUAUGGAAUCCGAGCUCGACAAGACAUCCUGUUCGUCGGUGCUUACAAAGGCUGCCUCUCAACGGCAAUCGAUGGCAGCGUUCACAAAGCAUGUGGCAUGUAUUGCGUCGGAUGAACGUAAGGACAUAACCACCUCCGUGACGAUUCCGCUCGAUCAGCCGUCGCUCAAAGACGCUCCAUACGUUGCUCACGGCGUAGUGAAUGCGGUCGACUCUCAGCCUCUUCGCAACGAGCAGGUCAUUGGGUGCGCUCUCGCAACUGAAGCGAUUCCCAGCGUCAGUCAGAAUGUCACAGCUACGGGAGUUGACAUGUGCCCAUCUGCACCUAGUCAGAUCUCUAAUGCGUUGCUGGAAGACUUGCACUCGUCGAUGAACGACGUGGAACUCGAGACGGCUAGCAACGUUUUGGUCAACGCCGCUCAGCUUUUGGAGGAGCCCCUACCGGCAAGUCUCCCGGACAUCCAAACCACGAAACUCGCAACACCUCGCAUCGAAGGACCUGAAUCCAUUCUGAAGUCAUCUGGAACAUCACUGCCGGACGUGCAGACUUCGCCAUCCCUGAGCGCGUCGUCAUGCCCUGAUUCAGCGGUCGAACUUCCCGCGUCACCCAGAAUGUUUUGCACAAAAACGGAAGGCCAUGCAAUGGCACUUAUCAAGCUGCCUGGCACAGACAUUGUUGCUUCUCGUCCCUGUCGACUCGCUGAGACACCCGAGUCCCGCUUACGCGUUGGACAGCAGGAUAGACCGAUUCGCUAUAAGAUACCCGUCUUGCUGGCUAUGCGUGCUCGAGCGACGGACAUAUUAGCGACUGUGAACUUGCCAAAGGAGAUCACCAUGCGAUGCGACCCUGCCACAAGCCCUGGUUUGCAGACCAAGGCGCUGGGAGUGCGUCCGGUCCUACCCGUCACCGAAAACCUGGUGGAGAAGUUCGUGCAGUCCUACUGCGGACCCGACGGAUGUCCGUUGAUCACACUUCCGCGCGAGAUACCCGUGGAAACGGACGAGGCGACCGACAUCAUCACACCAUCCGUCGCUUCGGGUACAAUGCAGAUUCCCAAUCGGAUAUGGAAGAACGCGAAGACCUUCUCUGCAUCGGCAAACGACUUUUGCGUCAUGACGUGGAAUGUGCUUGCGCCCAUGUACUGCACGCGGGAGAAGUUUCCGGAUCUGGGUGAAAAGUGGAAGGCGUGGGAGUAUAGGCGGGCGAAAAUUUUGGAUGAGAUUGUGUACUAUGCUGCCGAUGUUGUUUGCUUGCAGGAGCUCACGGAAGCUGAUUUCUUGUACUACUUUGCGCCCCACCUCCACAAACUUGGCUACCGCGGCAUAUACCGCGCCAAAUCCCGCUCCCCUUUAGCUACCGAGCAAGAACUCAACACUACGAGUACCGAUGGGUCCAGCCCUGGCGCGCCGCCCUCUCCCACUCUGACAACACCUGACGGUUGCGCACUAUUUUACAACACGAAAACGUUCCGCCUGCAGUCAGUGCAGACCUUCUCGUACCCGGAGCUCGCCGCCACCAGCCUGCUCUUGCCGGCCACGCAUGAUCUCGGGACGGAUAUGAUGCGGUUCCCCAACACGGCUAUCUGCGCGACAUUGUUCCAUAAAAGCACCCGCAACCGUGUUCGACUCGUGACAACCCAUUUGCAUUGGAACCCUGCACAUGAGCGCACCAAGCUAUUGCAGGCGGCAUGUUUGAUGGAGUUUUUGGCGAAGAUGCAGGCGACGGAUAUGCAGGAUGGCGCGCGCGAGGGACGGGGCAGGAAGGCUGGCGGUUCAAGGACGAACGGUUGUGGGGACUCGCGGAUUCCGAUUGUCAUUGCUGGCGAUCUGAACUCUAUGCCUGCGGAGCGUGUCAUGCGAUUUUUGGAAACGGGUCAGGUUGAUGUGACGGGGGACUGGGGGUGGGCUGGGAAAGAGUAUGGACCGUUCACGACGCCAGAUGAUGGCCAGACUCGGGGAGACGGUACCGCGAAUGCUGGCGACGGAAGUAACGCGGGCGUCACGGCGACGUCUACACAUUUGAAAGCGCCUCUUCGUUUCCGCAACGCGUACGCAGGCGGCGAGCUGCCUUUCACGAACAGAACUGCGACGUUCACUGGUACGAUCGACCACAUGCUUUAUACCCAGGAAUCGCUGACGGUCCGAGACAUGUUGGGUCCGGUCACUGGUCGAUGGCUCGACACCGUGCCCGCGUUGCCGACAGCGAGCGUUUCGAGCGACCACCUUCCGCUUUGCGCGUGGAUGUGCUGGAAGAAUUCUAACAAUGGCGGCAACAAACAACAUGUUGAGCGAUCGCAAGGCGCGCGAUCAAAUCUGCCCCAGUUACCGAAGCACCGAGAGAAACCGUCGGCUGAUGCGUGUAAAGCGGGCUUCACGUACGCGGCGGACAAUUCGGGAGGUAAACGGAAACGACGCAAGCCGAAGAAGAGUGGAGGCGACGGGAGUGUCGAUACCUCUGCCCGCCCACACGGGUCCGCGAACAUUGCGAUAGGGGGAACCACAAAGGCCGGCAAACCUUCCAUUGAUGCAGGAGGAAGGUUGAGGGUUCUUCGCGCCGACGCGAAUGUGGCGAACACCAAUUGGCGUGGUGACAAAGCCCACGCUCGUGACGAACAUGGCAAAAAGGGCAAGCAUCCCCGCAAGCGUCGUGGUGGAGGAAAGGGCAGCGAGGCGGAAGGAAUGGGAUCUCGCACUGAUGAACAAUGGCGUCGCCCGUCUGCGGGUCUCAUCGCCGCUUGUGUCUGAGCAGUUCACCUCGCUUCGCAGUUUAUUUUGGAAAGAUGGAAGGGGGCACUUGUGUGUUCCCGUCAACUUUUUGUAUGCUCUUGUUGUCAAGAGUUUUUGGCUUUGUAGUAGCGUAGGUGCUCUAAUGUCUAAUACGGGGGGGGGGUGUAAUGUUCCCACAAUGAAAGGAGCAUGCUUUUGAAGUUGCCGAUUGGGCUGAGAACCUGACAGCGUGUCAAGUACCACCAUUUACGAGGCAGAAUUCAAAAGAGACAUUGCCACCAGG